Molecule: messenger RNA, 5166 nt
Organism: Frankliniella occidentalis (western flower thrips)
Lineage: Eukaryota; Metazoa; Arthropoda; Insecta; Thysanoptera; Thripidae
Product: zinc finger protein 658
Exons: 10
Coding region: 257-3613 (1118 amino acids)
Source: RefSeq, a predicted model, not a curated record
UUGGGAGUUUUCUGGGGCAAAUUUACGAGUAAAAGCCAAGAGCUAGGUUAUUUCGAUAUAUAUCGACACAAAACACCAGAGAACAAAGCGGAGACUUUCUGAAGCAUACGUUACAAAUGGAGGCGAUGCCGUUUCAGUCAGUGGAAAUUGGGUUAUGUUUCUUUGUUUAAAAUAUACCUAACCGUGUGUUUGUUUUACCCUUGGAUGACAUGAAGUGAAGUAUUGUGCUACAUCAGAAAUUCGUUUUGGCUGAGCCAUGGCAGACUCAGCUGAAACUGAGCCCCAGUGGACAGUUAGUUGGGUGACAGAGGACGAUGAUGAAGAAGAUGAGGAAGAAGAAGCAGUCCCAGGGGCUGGAGUUGAUGGGGAGGUCAUAUUUGGAGUCACGUCAGACUGUAUUCAGUUGCCGCAAGACCAGGUAGUUGUAACCUCAGCGGGCCUAAGUGGUCUAGCUGGAUUAGCAGGAUUGACAGGUUUGAAACCGUCUCCUGUAUUUUUGGAUGAUGCCCACCAUGAAGUUGUUGUCGGUGGAGAUGUAAGUCUCUUAAAUGUAAUUGCUGGAGGAGACAUUGUUAGUGGUGAACAAGUUAUAACUGGUGAUCAGAUAGUCACAGAUGGGGAAGUUAUAACCGGCGGAGAUAUUAUGUCAGGGGACGAUGUUAUCACUGGUGAAGAUGUCAUCACAGAAAGUGAAAUAAUGACUGGAGAAGAAGUUAUCACUGGAGGAGAUUUAGUAGAUGGGGAAACUGUUGUGGAUUCUUCUGGAGGUCAAUACCAGUAUCAAGACCCUGAGCUCUUUGGUGUUCAAGUUAUUGAAGAAGAGGUCAUCAGUGAAGCAUGGGAAACUGGACAAACAGGCCAUGAUGGUCAAGUUUUAGUCUCUACAGUCAAUGUUCAAUCAGAGUGGGGAGAGGCUGGAACAGAAGAUGAUAUGUUAGUACCCCUGCCUCAAGACCAACAAACUGGGGCGAGCCAAGUUAGACCAUAUCCCUGUGACUUUUGCUCUCGCCGAUUCUCUAAAAAAGCAAAUCUUAUGAAUCACAUGGUUGCUCACCAAGUGGAGCGCCCUUAUGGUUGCAAUUUAUGUGGUGCAAGAUAUCGUCGUAAAUGUGAUUUGCACAACCAUUUGAAGAUACAUGCAUACGCUCCUGAAGCAGCAGAGCAACAGGAGGAAGAUGAGGAUGAUCCAAUGUCCCCCCCACACAGUUUAGACACUCGCAUGGUUGGGAGACAAAAACAGGUUCCUGGACCUCCAAAACGAAGGCGUGUUGCUGAAAGCUUUGGUGAACCAGCUGAACCAAGAGGCAAAAAGAAACCUGGCAAGAAACCUGGUAAACCUAAGGGAGCUGGGCCGGGGCGUAAGAAACUCAUUGCUGGCGAUCGGCAGCCCCGCUCUUCUUACGUUGAUGAAGAUAUGCGACUCAUGACCGAAUUAGCUUCACGCGGUGGUGGAGAUGAGUCCAAUGGCUACUACAUAAAUGGGGCAGUUGAGGAACAGAAAGCACCUGAGCCUAUUCCGCCUCAGUGGCCUGUCACUGAUCCUAGUCGCCCUUAUGUGUGCCAGCAUUGCGGAAUUGGAUUUGCUCGAGCUAAAGCACUUGGAUCUCAUGCAAGAAUUCAUGCUGGUGAUAGUCCAUUUGAAUGUUCAUCAUGCGGAGAAAUGUUCUGGGAUGUACAUUUGCUACGUGAGCAUACCAGGCUGAAACACCCUGGUGCAGGUGUAAAAGUUGAACGUGAGGAGGAGGAAGAGGAGAUCACUGAUCGUCCAUAUACAGGAGAUGAGCGUUUUGGCAACUUUAGAUGUCAGACUUGCGGUCUUGAGUUCCACAGACAGGAUCUCCUUAAGAAACAUGCUAGGUUACACAUGAAGAUGGACAUGGGUCCUCCUGAACCAGAAAUGGAAGGUGGAUCUGGUCGAGUUUACUCUUGUGGAGUCUGUGGUCAAUCAUAUAGCUCUCGAAGAGCUCUUCUGGCCCACACAGAGUCUCACUCUCGCUAUCAGCCUCAUCGCUGCAUGUUGUGCGGUCAAGGUUUCCCAGAUGACCAAUUGGUUGCUGCCCAUGUGCGUGAGAGACAUGCUGGUGCUAUACCAGCCAAUGCUUGCCAACUGUGUGGAAAAACUUGUAAGGAUCGUAGGGCUCUUCAGAAACAUUCUUGGGUUCACUCAUCAGAACGAUCAUACUCUUGCCCUAAGUGUGACAAGCGUUUCCAUUCUAGAGCAAGGCUUCGAAGACAUAUGGUUUCUCACCGUGAACGAGUUCUUACUUGUGCUGAGUGUGGCGCUACCUUCCCUGAUGGGCGGUCUCUUGUAAAUCACCGCUUGGCUGUACACAGUCAAAGAGAUGCCGCGGGUCGCUUGUUUCAAUGCCGCGACUGCGGCAAAACCUUCGGAUCCCGGAGUAGUCAACAAAUCCAUAUUCGGAUUCACACUGGAGAACGACCCUAUGCUUGCCGCUUCUGCUGGAAAGCUUUUGCUGAUGGCGGAACACUCCGCAAACAUGAACGCAUCCAUACUGGUGAAAAGCCAUAUGCUUGCCCAAUUUGUCCAAGAGCAUUCAAUCAAAGGGUUGUGUUGAGGGAACAUAUCCGAGCUCAUCACUCAGGGCCCGACCCAAAGCAUGGAGCAGGCGGUGGAGGGUAUGUUUGUAAAGUUUGUGGAAUGGCACUUAUUACUUCAGAAGAUCUUUGUUUGCACUUGGUGAAGCAUUCAGAUGAAAAUACUGCUCGUCAUCGUAAACCUGCUCUUGCUCCUCGCAAGUACAAGAGGCGACGUAGGCUAAAGCCCCAUGAAAUGGAAUAUGGUAAUGAUGGUUCACCUGAUGAUCCUGAUUCAGAUGCGUCCACAACAGGGGGUAGAAAAUUAAUUAAGCCUGAACCAGAUUAUGAUUCAGUUGUUCGAACAUUUGAUGCUGCCAUGGAUACCAUCAAUUCCAUGGUAGGUAGGACCAAAGUAAAGAAGAAGCGUAAGAUGAAACACACAGGACCUCCAGCUGAUCUGCACGAACCCGGCUCCAGUCUGGUUGAGCCACCUGCUCUUCUCGGUCCUCAAUCAAGAAUAGAUGAUAAUGGAAUGAGGUCACCAAGUGCUAUCCGAAUUAGGCCAAGAAUAAAGAAUGUUUCAGCUGCUCAACGAACUCCUGUAAGGCCUCCUAAAGCAACUAAGUCAUCACCAUCACCGAUGUCUCCUCCUCUUGCUCCACCUCCAUUAGAAGACCAUCUGCUCUCUUCACCGCCCCCACCACCAACACCACCACCACCUUCAACAACUGAGGAUCCAUUUAAAGUAAGAAAAGGGCCAAGAACUAAAAAUGUCAACUACCAUCAUGAAAAGAGACCAGCCAAACCCCCUCCAGCUAAGUUUCCAAAAGAGCCAAAGACUCCUAAGGUUCGAGGUCGAAAGCCCAUACGGAAGCCCAAGUUUCUUACUCAGAAUGGAAUGCAAGAUAAGAAAGCAGCUGCUAGUGCUGAAACAACAGUUUAUGUAGAGAGUGUAAAGGUUGAACCUGUUGCACAAGUCAAAGAAGAAGCAAAGGAAGAAUUUAAAUGUGAAAUCUGUGGGGAAAUUUUCUACACUAGACCUGAGUUGCUGUUUCAUGUUUCUAUCCAUAUUUAAUGCUUUGUAUGUAGUGAGAAGUCGAGAGCUAUUUUUAGUCCCUUGUUUGUGUGACUUUCUUUAUUUUCCUCUGUCACUGUAUUUCUUAGUUUUCAUUAGAUGUAUAGAUCUUAUCUGUAAAUAACUAUUGAAAUACAAGGGAAGAGACUUUUGUAGUAUGUUUUACUCGGUUCAGUUUUAAUUUUGAAGUUCUAUACACUUGUCUGACUUGUCUUCUUACAAGUAUCUUUUAUGUAAGUGGCGAUGGGACUUCAUGAAGGUGUCAGUGCAAACAUUCCUUUCGUCACUACACUCCUGUAUUGUGGAUUUUGCCCAGGCAUUGUGUUUGUGUGUUAUGUAGUACAACUUUUAUAAAUUGUUGUAAAUCUUGUGAGAAAAAUAGAAACGAGGUUAAUGCUGGUAUGAAUCAAUUCAGUACCUGCCUCAAAAUAUUAUAUCUAUCUUAUAUUUUAUUUUAGGCCUUGGUUGUUAAUCUUACUGUUGUGUAUAUAAACAUUUAGAGUUUGAGGUGAAUAUAAAAAUGUUUUAUUGUGGGAAACUGCUUAACAUACACCCACUAAUUUGUGCUGCUUAUGAAAUUAUAUAUUGCACUUACAAGAAGGCACUAGACACUAGAUAGUAGGUAUAGUUAAUAUCAGGACUUGAUCCAUUUAAAUCUUAUUGGAUCUCAUUGUUUACUUUCUCACUUGUUUUCAUAGUGGUAUGAACCAGAGAAACUACACUGUUGCACUGUGUCUGGUCCAUAAAUACUUUAGUUGCCUCUUAUUUAUUAGGUUGUGUACGCCUAUGUCUUGUACAAUAUGCAGGUGAACUUUCUCAUGUUUGGAACUAUGUAUAUAUUAUACAUUUCUUUUUGUUAGUACAACUCUUAGCUUUUACCUUUGUACAGUACGUUUACUCUUUCUAUUCUUGAUUGCUCUACACCUGCAGUGUGUUUCUAUUACCCCUCAUUUCAGACAGCAGAACCAGACUUUUUUUUUAAAUCUAAAGUUUACUCUGUGCCACAUUUUUAUCAAGCAGUUAGAUUUUUCUGAAUCUAUUUGUUGUUUUGUAACAGAAGCUUUGAUUUUGUGCAUAUGUGGGCUAAGAGUCUGCAUUUACUCUCUUGGGUAGAGAAUGGAGUGGUCUCCACUUCAAUAAAUGCAGGUGUUAACAAUCUGCACAUCAUAGUCUGCACAUUAGCCUUUAAGCUUCAGCAGGUUUUAUUUUUCAACAAAUUGUAACUUUGUAGAUUAUUGCAUGUUGAAUGCCUCUUGAUUAUGAUAACUAUUUAGUCCAUGGUAUUUCAAAAUUUCAAGUAAUUUCUUGUAAAAUUUCUAGUUGAUUUUACAUCCUGUAUACACUAUUCUUGUUCAAAUAGUUCCUUUCUUUUGCUGUAAACAGGUUCAGGACUCAGUGUGGCAAUUACUUAAUGAGUUUCCUGAAUUUAAGUGUUUGGCUCUGAUUCAACUCUGAAGAUUUAAUAAAUAUUGAUUAUGCUAAGUUUAAACACAAUGUACCUUUAGCUUGCAGAUUGUCUUAUUCAUUAACAAUAAAUGUGCUAAUUCAACUCA